This is a messenger RNA of Lodderomyces parapsilosis, 618 nucleotides long. RefSeq lists its product as uncharacterized. The transcript has a single exon. The record is from RefSeq and is a predicted model, not a curated record. Bases 1 to 618 code for a protein of 205 amino acids. Gene Ontology annotation, cellular component: dynactin complex. NCBI's taxonomy places the organism in Eukaryota, Fungi, Ascomycota, Pichiomycetes, Serinales, Debaryomycetaceae.
AUGUUAAAAGCCCACAAUGACUCACUUGUGUACUGCCCGUUUGAUGACACUGAGCUGGAAGUAGAUUCAAAUUUUCUAUUCCCAUCAGGUGAACUAUACUUUUGUCAUUCUUGCAAACAACAUAGAGCACCUUAUCAAACGUACUUCAAAAUAGAAUCCAGAUUUUGUUCCAGUUGCCUGACUGAGUUUGCAAAAGAGUCAAAACAGUAUACAUGUUCAAGAAAUUGUUUCGUUUGCCCCGAAUGUGAUUCAGGUUUGAAGAUUACGGUAAAGGAUCACGACAGAGGAGCAAAGUCGUUUAAAUUCAGGUGCACCAGCUGCCCGUACAUCUUUCAAACAUCCAUUAUUCGUCUGCCAAAGCCGUUGUACGAUAUCAUUGAGAAUGACAAGAAUGAUUCGUUUUCAAAAUUGUGCAAUGAGAUAAGAAAUGGAGUGUUGAAGGGACAAAUUGAGGAAAAAAUUAGCGAACAGACAAGAAGAAACUUGGAGCUAAUGAACAAAGGAGCAAGACAGAAGAAAGACGUAAUCUUUAUGAAGAAGUACCCAUUCCCAAAGCGAUUAACAAUGAAGAAAUCCAUCUACUGCGUCAAGUGCAGCUCCAAAUUGUCUACUGAGUAG